This is a messenger RNA of Sugiyamaella lignohabitans, 1071 nucleotides long. RefSeq lists its product as uncharacterized. Bases 1 to 1071 code for a protein of 356 amino acids. The record is from RefSeq and is a predicted model, not a curated record. The transcript has a single exon. Gene Ontology annotation, biological process: transmembrane transport. Gene Ontology annotation, molecular function: transmembrane transporter activity. Gene Ontology annotation, cellular component: membrane. NCBI's taxonomy places the organism in Eukaryota, Fungi, Ascomycota, Dipodascomycetes, Dipodascales, Trichomonascaceae.
AUGUCGUUUAUCGGCUCAGGUAGCACCCUGGGAUUUGCAGCGCUCGUCAAAUGUGCUGCGUUGAACUUCCCAGCCAACAGAGGUGUAGCAACAUCGGUUCCAGUAGCAGCAUUUGGACUCAGUGCGUUCUUUCUGUCGGGUGUAGCAUCUAUUAUAAGUCCUGGCGAUACAUAUGGACUGCUAUGUAUCCUGUCAUUUCUGCCCAUGUUCCUAUUUAUUAUCACGCUACCGUUUAUCAAAGUUUUGCCUUUAGAGUACGUCUCAGCGAAUGUACGAACAAGCAGCGAAAAGGGCAGUCUGUGCAUUAACCUGCCAGUCAUCUCUGAGAAAGAGCAUUCUGAACCGAGCUCAUCGCCCCGUCGCUUGUACUCGGGAUCUCAUGCCUUAACAGACUCGCCUAUAGAUAUCUAUGGAACGAGACUGUUGCGAACGAAAACAUUUUGGCUGCAUUUUUUUCUUCUUGGUACGCUAGCUGGCGUGGGUCAAAUGUAUAUUUACUCGUGUGGAUAUUGUGUACGAGCACUUAUUGAAGACCCGGAGUCCAAUGCACAUGCGCUCCAGAAACUCCAGUCAGUGCAAGUCGGGACCAUAUCGUUGACCAGUUUCAGUGGCAGGAUCAUGAGUGGGUUCCUGUCGGACUACAUUCACAAUAAACACCAUCUGCCAAGAACACUGAUUCUUAUUGCAUCUGCUUCUAUCAUGCUUGUGGCCCAGGCUUCGGCAUUCUCGGUGACAUCUGCUUCUAGCUUGUGGAUCCCAUCAGCAGCUACAGGACUGGCAUAUGGUAUCUGCUAUGGUUCAUACCCAACAAUCGUUAGCGAUACGUUUGGCAUGCGGUAUUUCAGCCAGAACUGGGGGUUUCUUGCCCUGUCGCCUGUUCCUACUUCAUACAUCCUGAACAUGAUGUUCGGUGCUCUCUACGAUGUCAACUCGACUGUAGACGAAGCUGGCCACCGGGUAUGUGCCUUGGGAAAGGACUGCUACUCGCGUUCGUUCAUCAUCACCUCAGGAGCCAUCACUACCGCGUUGCUGGUUCUGGUGCCAUACGUAAUGACCCGCAAGCGGAGGUAA